CUUGCAAUCCGCGUUUACGAAACAGUGAGUUACAAUGAAUGCUCCUGCCUCAUUUGAACCUUUCUUAUUAGCUGAUGGGGAGAAGAAGAUCUCAUUUGAAAAAGAUACGCAAGUGCCAAAUGCUGCUAUCUUUACUCUGAACAGAGAAGAUCAUACCGUUGGGAAUAUGAUCACAUGUCAGCUUCUCAAAGACCCAAGAGUGCUAUUCGCAGGAUAUAAAGCACCUCAUCCUCUAGAGCACAAAAUAGUCAUUCGGGUGCAUACAGCUCAUCCAGCAACACCUGUAGAUGUUUUUGUAUCUGCUUUGAAAGAUCUUAUCAGUGAAAUUUCAAAUAUUGAGGAGCAGUUUAGAAUGGCGACAAAAUGACGGGAAGAACAAUUGUACAUAUUUAUUUUAUUUGUAUUUAAAGAUAUUUAAUAAAAUCCAUUUCAUAAAA
Heterobilharzia americana is the source of this 437-nucleotide messenger RNA. The record is from the annotation of a GenBank genome assembly. NCBI's taxonomy places the organism in Eukaryota, Metazoa, Platyhelminthes, Trematoda, Strigeidida, Schistosomatidae.